AUGCUUCGAACAGCGGCAGUCAGAACUGGAUUCUCAGGAUCUUCAGCCUUGUGCGGUCAAGCCGGUUCAAGGCUACUGUGUCAGAAGCCCGGGCUAUCAUCUAUCAGAUCCUUCUCCGCAUCAGCCAACCGCAAUGUGAAAAUUCUGGCUGUUUUAUAUCCUGGCGGAGAAGCUGCCAAGCAGCAACCGCGACUGUUAGGAGCGGCCGAGAACGAGUUGGGCCUGAGGAAAUGGCUUGAAGAUCAGGGCCAUACUCUGAUCACCACCUCUGACAAAGAGGGUCCAAACUCGGUGCUUGAAAGAGAGCUUCCUGAUGCAGAGAUUCUUAUCACCACCCCAUUCCAUCCAGCGUACCUUACUGCCGAUCGAUUAAAGAAAGCGAAAAAGCUCAAGCUUGCUGUGACUGCGGGUGUAGGGUCAGACCAUGUCGACCUCAAUGCCGCGAACAAGACCAACGGUGGUAUCACCGUCGCAGAGGUCACAGGCUCCAACGUCGUUUCGGUCGCUGAGCAUGCGGUCAUGACUAUGCUGGGCUUAGUGCGGAACUGGAUCCCAGCCCACGAACAGAUUGAACGCGGAGAAUGGGGCGUUGCCCAAGUCGCACAGAAUGAGUACGACCUGGAGGGUAAGGUGGUGGGCACAGUCGGCAUCGGGCGGAUUGGCCAGCGCAUACUGCGGAGGUUGAAGCCGUUUGACUGCAAAGAGCUGCUCUACUACGACUACCAGCCUCUCAACCCCAAUUUGGAGGCCGAAAUAGGGUGCCGAAGAGUGGAGAGCUUGGAGGAUAUGGUCGCCCAGUGCGACAUUGUCACUAUCAACUGUCCACUGUACGAGAAGACGUACGGCCUCUUCAACAAGGAGUUGAUCUCGAAGAUGAAGAAAGGAUCAUGGAUCGUCAACACUGCCCGCGGUGCCAUCGUCGUUGCCGAUGACAUUGCAGCGGCCCUGAAGUCAGGCCACCUGAACGGCUACGGAGGGGAUGUCUGGCUUCCUCAACCCGCACCACGAGACCACCCACUUCGCUACGCUAAGAACCCUCUUGGAGGAGGUAACGGUAUGGUACCCCAUAUGUCGGGCACCUCCCUGGACGCACAGAAGCGCUAUGCCGAUGGCACCAAGAAGAUUCUCCAGAGCUACCUGAGUGGCAAGGAUGAUUACGAACCCGCAGAUCUGAUUGUCUACAAGGGAGACUACGCGACACGGUCUUAUGGUCAGAGGAAGGCAGCCUGA
This is a messenger RNA of Fonsecaea multimorphosa CBS 102226, 1230 nucleotides long. Its product is annotated as formate dehydrogenase. The record is from RefSeq and is a predicted model, not a curated record. Bases 1 to 1230 code for a protein of 409 amino acids. NCBI's taxonomy places the organism in Eukaryota, Fungi, Ascomycota, Eurotiomycetes, Chaetothyriales, Herpotrichiellaceae. The transcript has 4 exons. Gene Ontology annotation, cellular component: cytosol. Gene Ontology annotation, molecular function: formate dehydrogenase (NAD+) activity; NAD binding; oxidoreductase activity, acting on the CH-OH group of donors, NAD or NADP as acceptor.